Molecule: messenger RNA, 9184 nt
Organism: Electrophorus electricus (electric eel)
Lineage: Eukaryota; Metazoa; Chordata; Actinopteri; Gymnotiformes; Gymnotidae
Gene: plxnb2b
Product: plexin b2b
Biological process (GO): regulation of GTPase activity; regulation of cell shape; negative regulation of cell adhesion
Cellular component (GO): semaphorin receptor complex; plasma membrane
Molecular function (GO): protein binding; semaphorin receptor activity
Source: RefSeq, a predicted model, not a curated record
UCGACCAGUAGGCUACGGUUCCACUCGGUACGUUACAGCACAUUAGCAGGAGGUGAAUGCGAGCAGGUCUCACAGGUUGCCUCUAUCCCACUGAGCACGCGGUACAGACCGAGCACACCUGGACGAAUCAUGUGACCUGUUACCUGGGCGUGGAUAACCCGACUGUAAUUUUUCUCGAUGCUUUUGUUGAGUAGUCCAAGCUGCCCGGUAUCUUUCCGUAGGAAGCCUGAACUGGUCUUCAGCUUUUGAACGAAAUGCUGUCAUUCAACCCACAGUUGUUUUGAAAGUAAGAUGUGAACUUUUCGUACGUCGCUUUUUGGGAGUCUAUUUCUCGUGCUUCAGAGGGCAUCUGAAAUCUGGACGCUUCGCAUUCGUGCAACUACAGUUCCGCCAAGCUCUCCUUCCAGCACCUCGCUCUGGCUUUAAUUCAGGGAGCACAAGCAAAGGUCUGUCCAUAUGUAGCUCUCGGCAGAGUCUACCUGUGUGAGGCUCAGGAACAGCAAGGCUUGAUCCUCUCCAUGCUGGCCAAUAAGCCCACUGGUAUUAGUGUUGUCGGGAUGGAAGAGGAUGGGAUGCGCCUGCCUCUCUCUAGCAGGUGACAACCCUCUACACAGCAGAGCUUCCCCCUGCUGUUACUCUAAUUGGUAAAUGAAGCACUAGCCCCAGACAGAAGGCUAGAAGGAACACAGUUUUGGUCUAAUAGAGAUGGCGGGUUGGGUGCUGAUGGUCCUGCUCGUGGUGUGUGUCUCCUCUGUCUCUUCUGAGGGGUCGGUUCUGGAGUUCCACACGGAGACGUGUAUUAACAGUGUGGUGCAGGACCCUCUCACUGGCCGUGUUUACCUGGGUGCCAUCAACGCCAUCUACCAGCUCGAUGCCUUCCUCAGUCUGGAGGCAAAAGCAGAGACAGGUCCCAAGAAGGAUGCCCGCAGCUGCACGCCCCCCAUGUCCACCUGCAUGUCUGCGGACCUCAAGGAUACGGACAACAUCAACAAGCUCCUCCUGGUGCACUCGGCCAAUGGAUCGCUGAUCGUGUGUGGGAGCGUGUACAGAGGCAUCUGCUCACUGCUGGACCUCAGCGAUGUGAGCAAGCAGAUCUACUACAGUGACAACAAAGGUGAGCGCACGUACGCCGCCAGCAUCGAGGAGAACGUGCCAGUCGUGGCUGUCAUGGCCACAUUCCAGUUCAAGGACACCCCUGAGAAGAAGCCAUUCAGUGUCUUUCUGGUCGCAAAGGGCUAUGGGAGCCAGGAUAACCCCAAGCUCAUCACCACACGUAUCCUGGAGAACUACAAGGACUGGGUGGUGUUCGAGAACAUCGUGGAGGCCUCUGGUGUGCAGACCAUCCCAUUCGUACCCAAGUACCAGCACCAGUUCCGCUUUGCCUUCAAAGACUCCGGCUUUGUGUACUUCCUAUUCUCCCGCACGCAGGACAGCUCGGACAACAGGAACUUUUCCUUCGUGUCACGCCUUUGCGAACAAGACGAAGGCUACUACUCCUACACAGAGCUCCAGCUGAACUGCACUGCCAAUGGUGUGCAAUACAGCAAAGUCCAAGCUGCAUACGUGACUGAACCAGGAAAGGAACUGGCCCGCGCUAUGCUGAACUCCGGUCAGUUUGGGACUAUUACAGUCUGGGAUAAGGUGCUGUUUGUUGUGGCCAGUCCAGACGGUGAGAAUGCCACAGACUCUGCUCUUUGCAUGUAUCCAUUAAAGCGCAUAAAUGAGAGGGUGGCUGACAUCCUCAAAGCUUGCUAUAUUCAAUAUGGGAAGAUUGGAGGAAGAACAGCAGUGUACACCCCCUACAUAUCCAGCACAAACAACCCAUGUACCAAUCGACAUAGUAAGGAGAUAGUGGACCAGAACCGGUGUGGAGCAGAGUUUCUCCGCUCUCCGUUGGCCAGCAAACCUGAGUUUGCCCUGCAGGCAGAGUCAGUGUUCAACCGGCAAGGUCGAGGUCAUCUGACUGCGGUGGCCAUCGAUGUGGAGAAUGACGACACUAUAGCCUUCCUGGGGAACAGCCUCGGAGAGGUGUUGAAGGUUCAUUUGUCAAGCAAUCCAGAGGUGUACAACAGGGUUCCUGGUGACACCACAGGCGACCGUGUGAAUAAGAACCUUUUCUUUGACAAGACCCAGAGCCACCUGUACAUCACCACGGAGAAAAAGAUUACAAAGGUGCCAGUGCAGUCCUGCCAUCAGAAGACAGACUGCAAGUCAUGUGUAGCCCAGAGAGAUCCGUACUGUGGCUGGUGUGUCCUGGAGGGAAGGUGCACCAGGAGGUCGGACUGCCUUCGAGCUGAGGAGAAGAAUGCUUGGCUGUGGAGCCCCAAGCAGCAGUGUGUUAAAAUCGUCUCCUUCCACCCUCCCAGGCUCAGCUGCAAGAGGUCCCAGCAGGUCGAGAUCAACAUCCCUUCCCUGCCCAGCAUUAGAGACUUUGACAGAAUUCACUGCAUGGUGGGCUUGUAUACUAGCAAUGCCACGAUGGUCGAUUCCAUGGUGAGCUGCCACCUGCCACCCUCUGAGAUGCUGCCGCCCACACCCCCCAACCAAGACUCCGUCUCAGUGCCACUGAGAAUCUUUGUGAACGGCAGCGUGGAGGUGGCUGCUCGUGACUACGAGUUCUACAACUGUGCAGCAGCUGUUCACAAGGCAGAAAACACACCGUGCAUAGCGUGUGUGAGCAGGCCAUGGGCAUGUCAGUGGAACACUGCUGACCACACCUGCUCUGACAUGAGCAACGCUGAGUCAGGCCCCAACAUCAUCAAGCACAAACAGGCAAAGAACUGUCCACGGUUUGAGAACCCAGACCCCACACUCAUUCCGGUGGGAUACAGGACUCGCAUCAAUUUUGAAGGAGUAAAUCUGGAAGCCUACAAGGACCGAGAGUUCACUAUAGGGACCGAGCUGAUGAAGCAGUUUGAAGAUGAUGUGACAACAGAAGAAACUCCCUUUUUCUAUUUCAGUGGAUACGUGUUUUCAUAUGAUAAGGCCCAGGAGAUGAGUGUCCUGUUCCAUAUCAAAGACAAAUACACAGAGAAGAAGAUUGACAGCACACUCAAUGUAACCCUGUAUAACUGUUCGCUUGGCCGCGAAGACUGCAGUCUGUGUAAGAAUGCACACCUUAAAUACGACUGUGUGUGGUGUGCUCGGACACGCUCCUGUGUGUUUUCCAAACUCUGUCCCACUGCUGAAGAGGAGCAGGACUGCCCUCCGCCUGGAAUCACAGACAUCAUUCCACACUAUGGUCCCCUGAAUGGAGGAAUCUCUGUCACUAUUAAAGGCUCUAACUUGGGCAUUCAGAAGGAUGACAUCAAGAGCAUCACUGUGGCAGGAGUGCCCUGCGUCCACCAGGAGGAGAAAUACUCUGUUUCUACCAGUGUUGUGUGCAAGAUCGGCCCAUCAAGCCCACGUGCAGGACGGGUGGAGGUGGAGGUCAGAGGAGGGAGGACAGGGAUGUCCUCGGUCUUAUUUACCUACCGGGAUCCCAAGCCUGAAGCGGUACACCCCAAGAAGGGACCAAAAGCAGGAGGGACCAUCAUUACCAUCACCGGGACUGCCCUUGACACAGCCUCUGAAGAAGACAUUAACAUCACUGUGGGUGGAGUGUCAUGCCCAGUGGAGCAGUUUGGAAAACAGAUCACAUGUAAGGUGGGGCAGUAUGGGGCUGAGAGGGUACCCUCCGACCCCCUCCCUGUUACGGUGAUGUACGGGAAGCAAACUGUCACUCAGGUCCCUGCGUCCUUCCAGUUCUCCGCCAACCCCGAGGUGGCCGACCACCAGCCCAAGGAGAGCUUCGACUGUGGUGGAAGAAAGAUUGUGGUGACUGGUUCAGGCUUUGACCUCAUUCAGAAGGCUUCUGUCCGAGUGCAAGUUUCAGCAGAUGAAUGGUCAGGACUUCACACUCCUUUGGAGUUUGUCCAAGAGGCUGCCGGUAAGAAUGACACCACUCUACAGUUUCUCUCACCUUCCGUGAGCGUGAACAGAACACACGAGGGCCUUUCUUUUAGAACGUUCAUCCACCUGGACAACCACAUAGUAGAGCUCCAACCGUUUGAAUACCACCCCGACCCCACCUUCAACAAACUACCCAGCAACGUCAUCACCGAGAACAGCAUGAUCAUUGUCACGGGUCGUGGGUUUUCCAAAGCUAUGACGGCCAAGGAAGCGCAAGCGUUCCUGGGCGACGUGCUCUGCAACGUGAACACCCUCCAGGACGACAAGCUGUUCCUCGACCCGCCCACCACCACGCCAAGGGCGCGCUCCAAGAGACAACGGCGGGACACCACGUCUGAGCUCCUAGACCUCCUGAUUAAGUUUGGUAAUGGUGAGUGGCUGGUUGGCUCCGUGCACUAUGAGAGGAAGUAUGAGGUGAAGCUGGAUACGAUCAUUAUUCCUGCGGUUAUUGUCCCCAUGCUACUAAUCAUAGCCAUCUCUGUAGUCUGCUACAGGAGAAAGAGCCAGCAGGCAGAGCGGGAGUAUGAGAAGGUGAAACACCAGUUAGAGAAUCUGGAAGAGAGUGUGCGUGAUCGCUGCAAAAAGGAGUUCACAGAUCUGAUGAUCGAGAUGGAGGACCAUACGAACGACCUGAGCGAGGGCCGUAUCCCAUUCCUGGAUUAUAAGACCUACACAGACCGUGUCUUCUUCCUGCCCUCUAAAGACGGUGCCAACGACGUGAUGAUCACCGGCAAGCUGGACAUCCCCGAAUCUCGCAGGGCCACGGUGGCCCAGGCUCUCAACCAGUUCUCCAACCUGCUCAACAGCAAGACCUUCCUCAUCACUUUUAUCCGGACUCUGGAGGCCCGUCCAGACUUCAAUGCGAGGGCUAAGGUGUACUUUGCAUCUCUGCUCACCGUGGCCCUGCAUGGCAAGCUGGAAUACUACACAGAUAUCAUGAGGACACUUCUGCUGGGGCUAAUGGAGGAAUAUGUGCAGAGCAAGAACCCCAAACUUAUGCUGCGUAGGUCAGAGACGGUGGUGGAGAGGAUGCUGUGUAAUUGGAUGUCCAUCUGCCUCUAUCAGUUCCUAAAGGACACUGCAGGUGAACCGCUGUAUAAACUGUUCAGAGCCAUAAAGCAUCAGAUAGAGAAAGGGCCAGUGGACGCCCAGGUGAAGAAGGCAAAGUACACCCUCAAUGACACAGGUCUGCUGGGCGAUGAUGUGGAGUACUGCAUGCUGACCCUACAGGUGUUGGUCCAGGGCGAGGGUCAUGAUGUUACACCAGUGAAGGUGUUGGACUGUGACACCAUCUCUCAGGUGAAAGAGAAGAUCAUUGAACAGGUGUACAAAAAUCUCCCCUAUUCCCAGAGGCCCAAAGUGGAGAGUGUCACACUCGAAUGGCGCCCUGGUUCCACGGGACAGAUCCUGUCCGAUCUGGAUGUGACCUCACAGAAAGAGGGCAGAUGGAGACGCCUUAACACACUGGCACACUACAACGUGCGAGACAACGCCACGCUGGUCCUCUCCAGAGUUUUGCACACACAGCAGUCAUAUUACCAAAACCACGACAACCACGAGGAGAGAAAUGCCUUGCUGGAGGACGAUAAGGUGUUCCAUCUGGUCCGGCCCGCAGAGGAGCUGGAUGAGGUGAAGUCAAAGAGGGGUAGCAUUAAGGACAAGUCCAUGACCAAAGCCAUCACAGAGAUCUAUCUCACUCGCUUGCUCUCGGUCAAGGGAACACUGCAGCAGUUUGUGGACGACUUCUUCCGCAGUGUUCUCUGCUCAGGAACCAUAGUGCCGCCUGCCGUAAAAUACUUUUUUGACUUUCUGGAUGAGCAGGCCUUAAAACACGACAACGUGGAUGAGGAGACCAUCCAUAUCUGGAAGACCAACAGUCUCCCGCUGAGGUUCUGGGUGAACAUUCUGAAGAACCCUCAUUUCAUCUUUGAUGUCCAUGUGACAGAAGUGGUUGAUGCGUCAUUAUCAGUCAUUGCUCAGACCUUCAUGGAUGCCUGCACUAAAUCCGAGCACAAACUCAGCCGGGACUCCCCCAGCAACAAGCUUCUCUAUGCAAAGGAGAUCUCCACAUACAAGAAGAUGGUGGAUGAUUACUACAAAGGGAUCCGACAAAUGGUGCCAGUCAGUGACCAAGACAUGAACACGCACUUAACUGAAGUGUCUCGGGCAUACACAGACAAACUGAAUACACAAGUGGCCCUCCAUCAGCUGUACCAGUAUGCGAGCAAAUACUACAAAGAGGUCGUCCUGUCUCUGGAUGAGGACCCUGCAGCACAGAGUAAGCAGCUGACACUGCGUCUCCAGCAGAUUGCUGCUGCGCUCGAGAACAAAGUGACAGAUCUCUAACCCUGCUACGCAGAGAUAGAGAAAGAGCGAGAGACUGGUGUGAAAUGAAACUGCCAGUGCUCAUGUUGGGCUCAAAUCUCUGACAUAGAAAAAAUGUAUAGGAGAAAGAAAAGGGAACAAUUUAAGGCCCUCAAAGUGUAAUUAACAUAACUAUAAUCAGAUGUUCAAUUUCUUCCUGUGUAGAGAAAAAAAAAAGUUUUAAGAAUUGUAUUAUAUAUUUUUUUUAUUGUGCAGUCUUUAUGCAGAAAGCUUUAUAAUAAGAAAAUAACUUUUUAAAUGGACAGCCUUGUGUUGACUGUGUUUAUAAAGCCUCUGUGAAUAUGUGGAUGAUAUAUUGGUAUGUAUGUGGUGGGUGUGGGUGUGCAUGUGGGAUGUGUGGUGAAUGCAUGUGUGGGGGAUAUGUGGUCAUAGACGUUGAGUGUGAGUUGACUGCUAACUGCUAAUUGCUCACAAACAGAAUGCCUAAAUUCUGACCAAAAGAGAGGUGCCCAGUGGUCUGUAUGAGACCCCAUUUAGUGUGCAUGCAUGUGUGUGUCUGUGUGUGCAAGUGUGCACCUUUGUUUUUGUGUGAACUCACCUUGGGGUCAUGAACUGUCCAACAAAACAUCAUCUGAUGGUUUCUGACUUUCAGAAAGUAGAACUUUCCAGCAGGUGUUGCAUUUGUUCCUAUUUGUGCAUACCUGCCUGGCUGAUGGUGUCAGCAUCUACCAGAAUAACACUGUAAAAGCCAAGAACAUCACUAAUAGCACAUUCUUUCACAUGCUCUUAAUUCACCAUAACAGCAUGGACCAACCUGAGCACAAUGAGAUUCAGUUUUGGCAAUAGUAUAACAUAUGUGUGUGUAUAUGUCGACACAAGGCAUGCCAUUUUUUAUGUGUUCUGAGAAGUUCUUUUAUUUUGUUAUUUGGCUUAUUAUGUUGUCAUUCAUUUCAUAAAUAUGGUUAUUGUUAUACUGUUCAAUGGAAAAUUCUAAAUUGUUUUAUUUAUUUCAUAAACAAAUUAUUUUUUUAUUAUUCAAGGUACCAAAAUGUAAUCUUGAUGACAGUUCAGUUCAUUGAUGGUUACAUCCACUUUAUAUUUACUAUGACAACAUGUUGCAACAUAUUGACUAAAUUACAACUUGUCCUAAUUGCUUAAGAUGCUGAAUUGGGUCUUUGCCCAGCAGGUGGUGAGGGCCAGCCAAAUACAGCUCAAAGCUAUUGGGCCUACUUUUUCCAAAGCUCUGCUGAGGGUGAAGAAGCCAUUUUAAUGCCAGCAGCUGUAUGCAUUCUCACUGGCACCAUGGCUCUGAGUUGUGCUGCUGUGGAUGGCGACAGGCACUGCCUAACCAGCAGUUGCAUCUUAGGAUUUGGUACUAAACAAUAUGGUACUCUUGAACUAAACUGCAUUACAGAAUUUUAACUGCAAAAGAGCAUAUGUCCUAUGAUGAAACCAGCUACCCUGUUUGUUUUUUUAAGUCACCAUUUCAUAUCUUUCCUUCAUACCUCAAGAUGUCAUCAAUGUACAUACCAAAUACUGCAAUACACAGCAAUUUUUACUCACUAUUUUAACUAUAGUAGGAUUUGGAGAGCCUUUUAGAGGCUGGUAAAUAUUGCUUUCUGUUAGUCAACUAAGAGCAGUUUUGCGGUCUAAUUAGUAGUGAUUAAGGUUAGUACUUGGGUCAGGAAAAGCUGGUCAUGGAUCAGCACGGAGCCUCUUCUUGAGCUGUAUCCCUCAGGGCUCCUGUUGCCCUGGGACAGCCGGGUGUCUGGAUUCAGGUCUGUGGGUGGUGAGAUUCCUCAGUAUAGUAUCAGAUGUCUGUUCCUUGCCUCUCCCUAAUCAAACAGUGUGGGGCGUUUUAGGGAAGCCACUCAAUUCCCCAGUGCUUUAAAGAAACCAGCGGGAGAUUAUGUGCUUGAUCUUGAUUGCAUGCAGGCUGCUGACACCAUGCUUUUACAUAUGCUCAUAAUAUUCCUUAUUUUUUCAUUUCAAAUUCCUGACCAGUGACACAAGCCACUAUAGCUCAAUGUAACGCUUUUCAGCCUUUCUUUCGCCAAAAUGUGCCUUAACGAUAUUAGGUGUUAAAACUGUUGUUAAUUAUAUCAACGAUAUUGAGUGAUGGUGGCCGGUUUUAGAGAUAGGAUGCUUGCAGAGUCUUUGCAGCUGUGGUGUAGACCGUGAGUUAAAAUGCAGUCGUCAUGCUAGGAUAAUUUGUGCUGUAGCCACAAUGUGCCAAUAGGGUGAUCACAAGUAAGGGAGAAAAGGACAUUUUUAUAAUGUGCAUAUCUUUUGGGCGUCCGUGGUUUGUGUGCGAGUGUGUGUAUGUCUCUGUGUAUGCGUGUGUGCAUUUGUAGGAGUAUACUGGGAACAAGCUCAGAUUAUUCUGAACUAAACUGAACCAUGGUGAAUGUAAAGUCAUCUUCCCAACCAAAAGCAUCUGUUAUUUUGCUUUUUUUCCCCUUAUUCAAGAGGAGAGUAGGUGAUAAAAGUGUUGACUAGAGUGUUUCACUGUUGUGUUUAUCCUUUAGGUCUUUGUUUCUAUGCUAUUCCAUAGUGUGUAUGAAAAGUAUCUAUACUCGACAAUGAAUUUCUUACUGCUGUGCAGUUGUUUUUAUUCCUUCAUGUCCUAUGAUUAUAUAUGCCUUUGUAUUAAAGAAAAAGCAAAAUCUGUCAGCACUGUAUUCUUGUGUAAUAAUCCUAUGCAUUUGAGGUCCAGGAAAAUGCCAAUAUGUUGUGCUGUUAUCAAGAUGUUUCUUUUCCUUGUGAAUGUGUAGUAAACUAAGAUUCUUGGGACUGUAAUUUACAGUAAGGCGGGAGCCUACAGACUAACCAUGGCUCUUUAGGCCUGGUAGCUCAGAAGAGUUCUUACUUGCCUGAUCUGUUUGUACUGAAGUACUCACCAUUCAGC